AUGUCUUACCCGGGCAAGAAUGCAUUGGGUUGGGACAAGUUCCGAGUCCGCGACGACCCCUACAAGCCCGUAUACGAAGCCUGGGAGAUUGUCUCAGUGCGACCGACAACCGAGCUGCGCUCCUUCAAGCGGAUCCUGGGCGUGAACCUGAGCUCGGAGUAUAGGGUGCUGGAUGACGGUUACACCGGUGUCCGAGCUGCGCCUUCGUAUUCUCAGGCCGAACUGGAGAACAUGGUAGCUGCCAAUCAGCAAGCGUAUGAGACGGCAACCCCCGAACUCCUGAGUAUCGCCAAGAGAUCUUCAUACGCGCAGGAUCUGGCCAAUCGAGUGUUCGACUUACCAGGGCCUCUCCCAAGCAAAGUUGGACAACUGCUAGACCAUCGAUUGGUGGCAACUAACAAGUGCCCAUACGCCGGGCGGGAGUGGAAGAUCGCAGCUCUUCCUGCAAUGGAAGAUUGGAUGACCGACGAAGCUCCAAGAGCCAAGGGAUGGAGUCUCUUCAAGCGCUCCGGCGUCAGUCAGGAAUAUCCUGUUCAUAAGUGGCUGAUUGUGCUGCGCGGCCAAGAGACCAAGACCAGUCAAGGUUUCGAAGCGUUCGAUAUGCAUUCAAAUCCUUGGUUGAAGAUGGACGUGAUGGAUAACGACGCGCAGUAUUGA
Messenger RNA from Anthostomella pinea, 657 nucleotides. Lineage: Eukaryota; Fungi; Ascomycota; Sordariomycetes; Xylariales; Xylariaceae. The record is from the annotation of a GenBank genome assembly.